AUGAACACUAAGGAUUUUGUAGUUCUUCCAUGGGGAAAACCUGGAAAUUCUGUAAAGCUAAAAUAUAAAAAUGCCCAAGAACUGCGGAUGGAGAAAGUGCAGUUAGAGUUGGAGAACCAAGAAAUGGAAAAGAAACUACAAGAAUUAGAAGCAAAAAUGAACAAAGAAAGGGACAAAAAAGAGUCAACUGGAUAUCACUGGAAAUCAGGACAAGCGGGCAAAUUGGGUAAUCGAUCACACAUGAUGUCACAGAAUAAAGGAAAUCUUAUUAAGUUUUCUGCUGGAAAAGUGAAACUAAAGUUACUGAAGGAGCAGAUUCAAGAACCUGUGAAACAACAACUCAAUUAUAAAAUGACAAAUUCUUCUGAAAAUGAAAAACCCAAGAUAAAAGGGAAGGUUUGUGGACAGUGUGAGAACAAAGCUGCUCUGCUAGUAUGCCUUGAAUGUGGAGAAUAUUAUUGUUCAGGCUGCUUUGCUAAAAUCCACCAGAAGGGGGCACUGAAACUCCAUAGAACAACACUUUUACAGGCAAAAUCUCAAACAUUAUCCAGUGUAUUGGAUGUGGCCUAUCAGUUUAUAAAGGAAGUUAAUCCAGCUGAAUCUAAAGUGGAGAAUCAGUCUACAAAAGAGAUUAGUAAAAGUCGCCAUCAAUUGGAAUCUCUACUUCAUGGGAGCAGUUCUGAGACUGAAUUUGCAACAUCAAAAAAAGUGGAGUCUACAAAUCAAAACAAUGGGCUCUUGUGUGAAGGAUCCUUUGAUGAACAAGCUUCUGCCAAGUCCUUCCAGGAAGUUUUAAAUCAGUGGAGAACUGGAAAUCAUGAUGACAAUGAGAAACAGACCUUAAACGCAGCAAAAACAAACUCAAUGGAAGUGUGUGAAGUACAGACUAAUUUGAAAAUUUGGAGAGAACCACUUGAGAUUGAAUUUAAAGAAGACAGUCUAUCCUAUAUGGAAAAAUUAUGGCUUAAAAAGCAAAGGAGAAUUAUGCAGGAUCAACUUCUUAACAUGCAACCAGAUAAAUUCGUACAUCCCUGUGAAACCACUCGUGAGACACAGUUUUCACCAAAUGGAAGUGAUGAUGAAAGUGUUGAAGUGACCAAAGAGCAACACCCAGCUCUUUUUCUUCCAGUAGAAGAAUUAAAAAUAGAAAGGCCUAAAUCAUCUGUAAAGAUAGUCGAACUGGAUAAUACUUAUGAAGAGGAAUUUGAGGAACCAGGAAAUGUUGUGCCUUACAAAGUUGAAUUAGCUGAUGCAAACAGUAAACAAAGUUGGACAGUUCCUGAUUAUCAAAAGAAUAAUUUUCCAUACAAAAAUGUCAUCCAUCAACAUUAUUUCAUUAUGGGAAAAAUAGACCUCUUAAAUUUUUGUCAGACCAACAGUUCUUCUAAUUGUAAAGAUAAUUCAAAAGCAGGAACUUCAAAUACAGAUUUUGACAUUACCGAGCCUGAUGUUUAUUCUCUUGCCAUUGAAAAAAUGGAAGGAAACAGCUUUUGUGAGAAAAACUUAACAGAGGAAAGUAUAGAUAUAGAAAGCAACCCAAAAUCUACUGAUUCCUGCAUACCAUUUGAGAGCAAGGAUUCUUUGCCAAGUAUGGAUUUAGAAGACGCUUCCAUUAAGGAGAAAUUAUCCCAAUCCUUUAACUUUAGCAAUCUGCACAAGAAGCCGAACUUACAAGAUUCUAAAACUACUGAAUCACCACUGUUGUUACAGGAAAUAGCCCUAAGAAGUAAGCCUAUAACUGACCAUUAUCGAGGACUUGAGAAAUUCUUUAUUUUGGAUAAAAGUGAUAGACUAAAAUUACUUCCUUCACAGAACUUAGAAUGCAGCUCUUCCAGUACUAAGAUCACACUUGCAGGAGACAGAGAAUGGAUCCCAGACCAUAGCUUAAGUGCAUAUGCUGAUAAUGCAGUUGCUUUGGAUGUCCUUCAGAAUGCCCGCAACCCAUCACCAAGACGAACAGAGCAAAGGAUGGGCCAAACAUCAGAGAGACCUUCAACAGUACAUUUACCACUUUCCAACUCUGUUACAAAAAGUUCCAGCUGCCUUUCUUCCUCUCAUCUGCGACCAAGAAGUGCAGCUGCUCGAUCAUUAUCCAGAGCUGUUUCUGAAAUUUCAGAAAUUGAAUAUAUUGAUGCUACUGACCACAAUGAGCCUUCCUUAGACAACACUGCUGACCAACAAACCAUGGACAGUUUGGAAAGAGAACUGAAUGAGCUAAGAAAUCUUGCAGAUCCUUCAGAAAAGCUUUACAGUCUAACCUCAGAAGAGAUACCACCCUUCAGCAGCCAUUCACCGAGUAUGAGUGAGACAACCACAACUUUCCUGAAGACUUCAUACUUAAGGAAAUCCUGUGGCAUUGAGGAACAAUGUUCUGCUGGAAAAGAUACUGAAAUUUCAUCUUGGAUGACACUUUCUGAGAGCAGUACAGAUGAGGCUGAAGAGGAUUUUCUUGAUAAGCAACAUGUCAUCACACUACCAUGAUCAAAUAAUACUUAA
This is a messenger RNA of Chrysochloris asiatica (Cape golden mole), 2496 nucleotides long. It is a transcript of the gene ZBBX, whose product is annotated as zinc finger, B-box domain containing. The record is from RefSeq and is a predicted model, not a curated record. Gene Ontology annotation, cellular component: motile cilium. NCBI's taxonomy places the organism in Eukaryota, Metazoa, Chordata, Mammalia, Afrosoricida, Chrysochloridae. Gene Ontology annotation, molecular function: zinc ion binding. The transcript has 19 exons. Gene Ontology annotation, biological process: cilium movement.